AUGACUCUGUGGUUAUCUCAAUAUCCAGAAUGGAAUCAAAGAAAAUCUAAUACUCGUCGUAUAUUUUUAUCACAAUUGAGCACAGAUUUGACUGUUCCACAAAAUCAACGUCGUAGUCAAGAAUCUCGACUGAUGCCGAAGGUCAAAUUGGCUUUAUUAUCUCUUGGAUAUCAAGUUCCUUCGGGAAUCGUAAAAGAUCUUAAUGUUAAUGCUCAUACAAAUCGAAUAAAACGAAGAUGUUACUUGUGUCCUGCAAAACCUGGACGAAAAAAUUCGACAAAUCUGUGA
Molecule: messenger RNA, 288 nt
Organism: Didymodactylos carnosus
Lineage: Eukaryota; Metazoa; Rotifera; Eurotatoria; Philodinida; Philodinidae
Source: the annotation of a GenBank genome assembly